Molecule: messenger RNA, 3334 nt
Organism: Sceloporus undulatus (fence lizard)
Lineage: Eukaryota; Metazoa; Chordata; Lepidosauria; Squamata; Phrynosomatidae
Exons: 11
Coding region: 921-2990 (689 amino acids)
Biological process (GO): glycoprotein catabolic process; SCF-dependent proteasomal ubiquitin-dependent protein catabolic process
Cellular component (GO): cytoplasm; SCF ubiquitin ligase complex
Molecular function (GO): protein binding; ubiquitin protein ligase activity
Source: RefSeq, a predicted model, not a curated record
AAAAAACAUCCCACCCAGAGCACCACCCAAAACUUUCUUUUGCAACCUUGCAAAACAUGGUCUCUGCCACAUUUGCUUCCACUUUUAAUCUGAUGUUAGCAGCCUCCGCUGCAGAGGAUCCACUGUCUCUUCCUCCCAUCCAGACGAAAGCAACGCCGUACUUUCCCCAUUUUGCCAGGCUUCGCAUCUUCCCCAUUUCCAAAGUCCGUCCACUUUGAACCUGACGUUUGUAGCCACCGCCAUGAAGGGGAAGGUACAGUGAAAAGCCAUGGCAAACCGCCUCUGAAUAAAUCUUGCCAAGAAAACCCUAGGACAGGUUCACUAUACUGGGUGACCUAGUGGUCUGAGCAUUUGAUUCCAACUCUGGGAGACCAGGGUUCGAAUCCCUGCUCAGUCCUGGAAAUCCACCGCAUGACUUUGGGGCAUGCCACUUUCUGCCAGCCUCUUACGAAAGCAAUGGCAAACCUCCUCUGAAUAAAUCUUGAGAUCCCGCACGAUGCCAUGGCUUCAGAGUUGGACUAGAGUUUGAGGAGAUCGGGGUUCAGAUCCCCGACUCAGCCAUAGAAACCCACUGGGUGACAUUGAGCAAGUCAUAUACUCUCAGCCUCAAAGAAAGUCAAUGGCAAACCCUCCCUAGACAAAUCCUGCCAAGAAAACCCUGUGAGAGGGUCGCCGUCCGUCGGAAAGGACUCAAAAAGGCACCCAGCAACAAACAUCUGGAGUCUGGCGUAAUGUGGAUUUAUGGAAGUGUGGAGGCCACUCCAGCUGGGAAUUGAACCAGGCUGCUCAACUGUUUACAUUCCUCCAGACUCCUCCCGUCUCUUUGCUUUGCGUGACCUAAGCACUGACGCAUUGCACGCACAUGAACUUGGGAAAGUUCCUUCCUAUUGCACAUUGCUUUGGGGGAAUAAAGGGAAAGGAUGUUUUCUGUUGGGAGUGAGGCAGCUGACACCAACAAGGAAGGAUUUCUGUCUGCAUCGCUUUCCUCCAAGUCUCAGCCCCAUUUUUCCAGCCUCUUUUGCUUUCUCAGGAGCCCAAUGUCUCACUCCAGAAGUCUCUGCUGCUGGUGUCCUCCUGUUUCCCAGCCCAGCUGGAUACGAUUUCUGUUGAGGAAGAAGGUGACCAUCAAAGACCUUCCCGAAGAUGUCCUUCUAGAGGUCCUGUCCCUGGUCCCAAGGAAGGACCUGAUCCUCAACUGCCGGCUGGUUUGCUCACAUUGGAGAGAUCUGGUGGACCUCCCCUUUCUUUGGAAGCGGAAAUGCCAACGGAUGGGCUUCUAUCCAGAGACGUCGGAUAACACCUUCCAAGAUUGGAGGACCUUCUGCUUUCUUAAUUGCAAGAGGAACUUAGUCAAGAACCCUUGCGGAGAAGCAGGCUUGGAGUCCUGGCAAAUGAAUGGGAACAAAUGGGACACUGAUGAGCAGAUCGUGCCGUACGUCAGCUCCCGUUUCUACAAACUUUGCAGAUUCAUCCCUUGUCCUCCCCAAGAUGUCCAGAAAUGCUUUAUCUUCACCUGUCCAGCAGGCUGCUAUUCAGAGAGUGGUACCAAGAAGCAGCGCAUCAAUUUAAUGGAGGAGGGCUACUCAAAUCAGCUGAUGGACGAAACCAAGCCCAAGAUCAUCGUGAAAGACUGGCAAUAUCCCGACUGGAGGUCCCAUUGCAAGCUGCACGUAAAACUGCUGUCUGCUACCUUCGACAUCCUUCAAGAACGCUAUCUAGAAGGCAGAGAGCAUAACUGGUGGAAUGAGGUCUCACACACCUUUGAGUACUACCCUCCCGGGGUCCGUCACAUUGAGCUGGAACAUGAAAUCUAUACUCGGACCUACGUGAAAAUCACGGAUAGCAGCGUCACGAUCGACCCGGAGGAGAGAAGAAGAUCCCAAGAGGACCUCUUUGUUUCUUCAGAUGCAGUUUGCCAUUGCCUUCCUCUGAGGCUGAGAGAGUGUGACUUGCCUAAGGUCACCCAAUGGGUUUGCAUGGCUGAGCCAGGAUUCGAACUGUGGUCUAUUUCCUUCUGGGCAUGGAAAGUCCAUUUAGCUGCAAAUACUUUGUUGGAGACGAGGGUUCGAAUCCCAGCUCAGCCAUGGAAACCCACUGUACAUACAAGAAAACUGUGUGAUGGGUUGGAUGCCAGGUCGGAAACGACGACAAACGCAAUUACUUUCUUGCUCGUCUUUCUUUCCGCCCAAACUUCCACAGCCGCCCGAGGCCUUUUCCGGAGCGAGAUGGCGCACAUUGCAGUCUUGCCGGAAGACAUCUUGAUCGAGGUCCUGGUCCGAGUCCCCGCCAGGGAGCUGGUCCGCAACUGCCGCCUGGUUUGCUCGCUUUGGAGGGACCUCGUCGACCUCCCCAGUUUGUGGAAACGCAAGUGCCAGGCAGACGGGUACCAUCCAAAAAUGUUGGAGAAGAACCCGCCGGAUUGGAAGGUCCACUACUUCCUUUGCAGCCUGAAGCGGAACCUGAUCAAGAACCCAUGCGCCGAAGAAGGCUUUUGUUCCUGGGAGAAAGAAUUAAGCGGUGGAGAUGAGUGGAAGAUCGAGGACCUCCCCGGAUCCCACGGGCGCGAAUUCCCUCAUCCGCACGUCCGGAAAUACUUCGUCACGUCGUACGGGUCCUGCAUCAAAAGCCAGCUCAUCACCUUAAAGAGCGAAGGCUACUGGGACCAACUGAUGGAUGAAGUGAAGCCGGAUAUUGUGGUGAAGGACUGGUACGCUGCUCGGUUUGACUGUGGCUGCCGCUACCAGCUCAGCGUGCGGCUCCUCUCGGCCGACUACAUCGUCCUCCAAGAAUUCCUCCCGGAGGAUGUGAUCAUAGAGCAGUGGAGCGACGCAGAAUGGCAAGAGGUUUCGUACACUUUCCAUGACUACCCGGCCGGCGUGCGCCACAUCCUCUUCCGCCACGGAGGCCAAGACACGCAAUUCUGGGCAGGCUGGUACGGCGUCCGUGUCACCAACACAAGCGUCACCCUCGGGCCGGAGGUGGCCGGGUGAAGAAGGGACGCUCCGCCGCAUUCGGUUUUAUUUUACAUACGCAUCUGUUUCUAUCUAUCUGUAUAAUACUUAGCCCCUUUUCCAAUGCUUCUCUUGCGCAGUCUGUGGGCAAAACCUCCCUCGAAUUUGCACAACGGUGGCAGCCAGACUAGACAUCUAUCGAUGCUUCUUCAGGGUUGAGUCCAAGGAUUUGUAGUUCUGCAUUUAAUUUCGCCCGCUCCGGGGCCACAGCGAACUGCAAAUCCCAGGGAUCCCACAUCAUGCGGCCAUGUGGCAGUUAAAGCCAUGCCAAAAGUGCAUUAUUUCUGCGGUGCAGAUUAGACCUCAGAUGCAAAAGCGUGCGG